Molecule: messenger RNA, 2817 nt
Organism: Rhizophagus irregularis DAOM 181602=DAOM 197198
Lineage: Eukaryota; Fungi; Glomeromycota; Glomeromycetes; Glomerales; Glomeraceae
Biological process (GO): intracellular signal transduction; establishment of cell polarity; septin ring organization
Cellular component (GO): cytoplasm; nucleus; division septum
Molecular function (GO): protein binding; guanyl-nucleotide exchange factor activity
Source: RefSeq, a predicted model, not a curated record
AUGAAUAAAAGCGGACUUAAACGUACACCAAGUUUAGGAACCAUUCCUAGUUUCGGCAGUCUUUCCAUUUCUUCAAUAGAAUCACCAAAACCAACGAGUUCAAAUGCUCUCAAUCGACCUGCACAAGCAUCACAAUCAUUGUAUCCGUUAUGUUUAGAUUUAUUAGAACGACUUUAUUGUGUGGAAGGGUUUGAAAAAUAUUUGAUUCAAGGACAGAACAAUAUGCCAAAUAAUUCUUCAAUAGUGGGUACUCCCACUACAGAAAAUGGUCCAAAUAAUAUAAUUCGUAAUGAUCCUGUUACUCUCUUAUGGCAAACCUUUCGUUUAGGACAUCCACUCUGCGUGCUUUUCAAUGCUUUAAAACCUCAAAAAGAAGCGAUAAUAGAGGAAACAAAACCUGGUACUAGUGAAAUCAAAACCAGUCAAAAGAAUGUAUUUCACUUUUUGAUGGGCUGUCGAGAAGAAUUGAAGUUAGAACCAGGGCAAAUGUUUACAAUUUCACAGUUGUAUAAGGAUGAUACGAAUGGCUUCGUCAAAGUAAUUGACACGGUCAAACUUGUUACUGACAAAAUUGAAGAAAAAGGUUUUCUCGAAUUGUCUCGCAGACAACUUUUACGAAACUCAGAUCCCAUGAAACCCACUGAUAAUCGUGCUAAGGUUGUGCAUGAAUUAUUGGAAACCGAAAGAAAAUAUGUGCAAGAUAUGGAAGUUUUACAGCAUUUUGCACGUGAACUUCAAAUUCAAGAAAUUGUUAGCGCGGAUACUAUUCAUUUGCUUUUCGCAAACCUUAACCAACUUGUAGAUUUUCAACGUCGUUUCCUUAUCGGUGUAGAAGCCAUUGCCAGUCAACCACCAGCAGAACAAAGAUUUGGAAAUCUUUUUGUGCAAAUGGAGGAAAACUUUGCCGUAUACGAACCAUUCUGUGCAAAUUAUCAGUCUGCGUCAGAAUUAGUCAUCCAAGAAACACCCAAUUUGCAGAAAUUGGCUAACAUAGUUGAACCAACGUACGUAUUACCAUCAUUAUUAAUUAAGCCCAUUCAGCGCAUUUGUAAAUAUCCAUUAUUAUUACAGGAAUUAUUAAAAUAUUCUGAUAAGGAUGAAACACCUUAUUAUGAUGAAAUUGAACGAGGUCUUAAAGCUAUUAAACGUGUGGCUGAUCGAGUUAAUGAAACACGACGAAAACAAGAAAAUGAAGCUGUUGUAAAAGAUCUAGAACGUAGAGUUGAAGACUGGAAGGGGCAUAAAAUUUCUCAAUUUGGCAACUUAUUACUCGAAGAUGUGUUUAUUAUGUCAAAGGAAGAUUCUGAGCGAGAAUAUCAUGUGUAUUUAUUUGAAAAAAUCCUGCUUUGUUGUAAAGAGACUAAUACUAAAAAACCUCAAAGCAAACCUAGUCCACUGAUUAAGGGUUCUAACAGAAAGCAAAAAAGAGCCAGUUUACAACUUAAAGGAAGAAUUUUUAUACAUAAUAUAACGGCUGUUGUAAACAAUAGUCGGGCUGGAUUAUGGUCUUUGAAAGUAUUCUGGAGAGGAGAUACAGAAAUGGAAUCUUUCUCACUUAAGUGUCGUAAUGAAGAACAACUUAAUCAAUGGCAAUCCACAUUAGAAAAACUGCUCGCGGAUUUCAAAAACCGACAUAAAGAUGAGUCGGUGAAACCUGUUACUAAACGUACUCAGGUUUCUAAUACUCAAUUGGCAUCUUUACAGAAUCUUGACGUAUAUUCUCGUCGCGACGAUGAUGCUGCUUCGUUUAUUGAUGAGGAUGAGGAUGAGGAUGAUUAUGAAGAAGAAGAAUUGGAAGACGAUUGGGAAGAUAAUAAAGUCAAAAGUCGAUCACUGCCUUAUGGACAAUAUCCUAAAACUGGCUAUAAUGGAAGAAAUAGACCACGAACUGAAGAUGCUCCACCACCUUAUAACUGGUCUCCUCCAUUACCACCAAGCGUCCCUAGUGUCCCACCUCAACAUCGAUCUCUUACGAAUAUAUCAUCCUUAUCGCGUAAUGGAACUCCUACUAGUCCAUCCAAUUCCAUACAUCAAGGAGAAAAUGCAAGCUAUUUUCCCAAUUCUCCUCCGCCGUCUUAUCCAGUUUCUCCAGCUCAAUCUGUCCGUAGUAGUGCUAGUCAUUCCAACUUAAAGGGUACAUGGCAAAGACAAAGUAUCGAGCCUCUUACAGAUACAAUUACCAGAUUUAUGAUGGGAAAUGAUGAUGAUUACGUAGAAGUUCAACCACCGCAACGUGCGACUACUGGUCAAACCUAUCAAAUUAAUAAUGGAUCUUCACCAGCAUUACAACAAACAUCAGCAUCGAAUUAUAAUCGUUUACGGUCGGCAAGUAGUCCAAAUAUUCAAUCAAUUAAAGAACAAUGGGAAGAGUUGGAAUCUCUUCCUACUAAUGACAAUGUCCAAAGAAAUAAUGGAAUUCAAUCAUCAGAAACACAUCAACGACAUAGUGGAUCAAGUACUUCAUCACAAACAUCAAAUACAGGUAAUGGUUUGUCAUCACCGCCUAACGGUUUAGCAAAUGGUCAUCAAUAUUCAAGGUCCAACUUUUCAACUACAAUGAAAAUCAAAGUAAAUUAUGCUGAAGAUAUUUUUGUAAUUGUUGUUCCUCAAAACAUUGAAUAUAAAGAAUUAUGUGAUCGUGUUGAACGAAAGAUACGUUUAUGUACUACUCAACGCGACGAAAGUAUUCCUCUACGUAUUAAGUAUCAAGAUGAAGAUGGUGAUCAUAUCACAAUCAAUUCCGAUGAAGAUGUUUUAAUGGCUUUUGAAGGCAGGCUAGCUGCUGGAGGAAAUUUUGUUAAUCUUUAUGUUAGCUAA